This is a messenger RNA of Macrosiphum euphorbiae (potato aphid), 276 nucleotides long. The record is from the annotation of a GenBank genome assembly. Lineage: Eukaryota; Metazoa; Arthropoda; Insecta; Hemiptera; Aphididae.
AUGGCGGCCUCUGGGAUUUUACGGUCGGACUCGGAGCUGAAGUGCUGUUCAUGGCAGACUCCAUGGUGGACUGCUCGUAAGUUGCGGGCUGGUGCUGGUACAUUACGGGCGGCUGGUGCUGGUACAUUACGGGCGGCUGGUGCUGGUACAUUACGGGCGGCUGGUGCUGGUACAUUACGGGCGGUUGGUGCUGGUUACAUUUACGGUGCUGGUGCUGGUACAUUACGGCGGCUUGGUUGCUGGUACAUAACGGGCGGGUUGUGUGCUGGUACAUAA